GCGUGGGUGUCGCUGGCAUGUCGACAGGCAGCCUCCUGCUGUUGCGCUGCCCACCUGGAGCUGUGACUCCAACUUCCCGAGGCCUGCUGAGGUGGGUGGAAGUGGGUGCUGCUUCGUGGCCUGCAACCCUGGGGCAGGGGACCGAGGUCAGGAGACCCAGCAGCUUCAGCUUUUUACCCUGAGGUGACAAUGCGUAGAAGCAGCAGGAGACACGGGGCCAGGAAUGGGGCUGGUCUUUCCUGAUUGCGCUGCCUUAGUUUCCCCGAGGGGAUGCAGCUCAAGGAGGGAGAUUCUGGGUGACCUAGUUUCUGGGGGGUGGGGACAAGAACAAGGGCUGGAUAAUGGGCAUGGUUGACCCUCUCCCUUAGUCCUGAUGCAGGUCUUGGGAUGCUGCCAGGGGCUUCCAAGUCCCAAUUCUGACAGGCUUGGGGGCGCCAGAGCAGGCUCAGGGCGGAUCCCCUGCUACUUUGCCCUCUGGGGUCUACGUGGGAAUGGGAGCAGGAAUUCCAGCUUCCAACUUCAAUGAGGGGGCGGGACCCAGCGCAGUCCGGCCCCUCCCUGGACCAGGGCCUCAAAUACCCGCCCUGCCUGGGCGCCAGAGCUGCUGCCGGACCAACCGGGCACCAUCUGUCUGGUGCCACAGACACGCUCCCAGCCUGGACCUCAGACCUCUACUCCGGCCCAGAUGUUGAGCCUCUGACUCGGACCCCUUCACGUCCCAGAAAGCCCGCUCCGCGGCAUGGACGGGCCCCGGGCCUUACUGGCUGCGCUCUGGGCGCUGGGGGCCAUCCGGGCCGGGGCGCUGCGCAUCGGAGCCUUUAACAUUCAGAGCUUCGGCGACAGCAAAGUGUCGGACGCGGCAUGCGGCGGCGUCAUCGCGCAAAUCCUGGCCCGCUAUGACAUCGCGCUGGUGCAGGAGGUGCGAGACCCGGACCUGAGCGCCGUGUCCGCGCUCAUGGAGCAGAUCAACAGCGUGUCCAGGCACGAGUACAGCUUCGUGAGCAGCGAGCCCCUGGGUCGGGACCAGUACAAGGAAAUGUACCUGUUCGUCUACAGGAAGGACGCGGUGUCGGUCGAGGACAUGUACCAGUACCCGGACCCGGAGGACACCUUCAGCCGUGAACCUUUCGUGGUCAAGUUCUCGGCCCCCUACUCCGCUGCAGAGGAGCUGGUGCUGAUCCCGCUGCACGCGGCGCCGCACCACGCCGUGGCGGAGAUCGACGCUCUCUACGACGUGUACCUGGACGUGAUCGACAAGUGGGGCACCGACGUAAGCCCCCGCGUCCGCACGGCCCCGGGUUCCCGAAGGCGCGCCCUGGGAGUGGGUCGGCGCGGCCUCUCGGCGGCCUCAGACCAGGCUACGCGGCCCCCGCAGGACAUCCUCUUCUUGGGCGACUUCAACGCCGACUGCACCUACGUCCGGGAGGAGGACUGGGCGGCCAUCCGCCUGCGCAGCAGCGAGGUCUUUAAGUGGCUCAUCCCGGAUAGCGCCGACACCACGGUGGGCAACUCGGACUGCGCCUACGACCGGAUCGUGGUCUGCGGUGCCCGCCUGCGCAGGAGCCUGAAGCCCCAGUCGGCCGCCGUGCACGACUUCCAGGAGGAAUUGGGACUGGACCAGGCUCAGGCGAGUGCUGGGCCCGGCGGGGAGGGGGACAAGGGCAGCGUCCGGUCCUGGGGUCCCCAGGCCACCCGGCACAGGCAGCACAGGCAGGUGGGAGGUGCCAGCUCCCUGCAGCCCAAGGCCGGCCCAACCUCAGUGCACCUGGCGCUCCCCUCCCUGCGCUAGCGUUUCUAGAAAGGGCCCUUAGAGGUUCGGUUCUGGCUGUGUGGCACAAGUCUGGGAUGGCGGACAGGAUACCCCUUGCUUCUCCCGAAGUGGGGUCCCGAGUCGGUGCCCCCCACCCCACCUGCAGGUAGCAGCAGAGGCGGACAGCCCAGGCCUCUCGGAGGCUCCCCGCAGAUGCAGUGGUUUGGAGACACCCAGUUGGCUCCAUCGUGGGUGGGCGCAGUUUCCUGAGGUGGAGCCUGAGGGGGUACAGGUUGCCCAACAGGGCCUCUGAGGCUCGGCCCCCUCUCCCUCCAGGCCCUUGCCAUCAGUGACCAUUUUCCUGUGGAGGUGACCCUCAAGUCCCACUGACAGUCCCAAGGCCUGGCCAGGGCAUGCUGCCUGCAGACUCCGGCCACGAGGAACAGCCCCAUCAGGGCUCCUUCAGGGUGGAUAGCCAGUCUCUGCAAGGCUGCAGGGCAGGGUCACUUGGGCCUGGACAAGUGGCCAUGGACACAUUACGGGACCAUGUGGAGCCUGCUUCACCAUCUGUAAAAUGGGCUACCACCACCUACCUCAUAAGGUUGUGAGGGGCACCCGUAGAGCACUGGGCACGUGGCUGUGCUCAAUAAACACGAGCGGGUGCUCAGCCAGGGCCACACACAAAGGUUGGCUCCAAGGCCUCUGUGUCCUUUCUUAGGAAUCAGCCCUCUGGGGCACAAACCUCAGGCCUGCAGCCCAGUGGGUCCCUGAUCCCAGCCCCGGUAAGGGACAGAGAUGGCCUGGCCUGCCCAUUUCACAUCUUGCUUGGAACUGACCACCUCCGGACCAGGCUGGUUCCAGAAGGCAGCUCCUGUGCUCACUAGCAGAAGCUCUUUGCUCUUUCUUUGUGCAAACUGUAAAUGCUUCCAAGAACUUGUAUUGAGUGCAGCUGGGGACACUCACUCACAUAAAGGUACACAGCCAAUGGGCAAGGCCAGAUGUCCCUCCUGCAGCCCAAUUCCUGGGGCCUGUAUCACCCAGCCGUGUGUGUGUGUGUGUGGGGGGGGGUGGUCGGGAAGGCUGGCCCCUGGCCUUCUGCCCGCCGGCAGCCCUCAGACAUUUGGGGAGCCCCUCAGUGGCGAGCAGGCUGCACCUCUCACCCAGCCCAGGCAGGUGGGUUGGGCUUAGGUCGUGCCCACAGAAGCCACACACUUCACGGGGGUACAGCCCCUUCGAUGGUCCCUUCCUGGGUAGGCUCCUCCUCAGGAGCCCUGGGCUGGGCGAGGACUGUCAGGAGGACAGUGGCCUGUGUCCUAGGUAAGCCCGUCACCUGAGGAUCGGGAACAAGCAGAACUGGGGUACGUGGUGUAACUGACAGGGGCC
Diceros bicornis minor is the source of this 3133-nucleotide messenger RNA. It is a transcript of the gene DNASE1L2, whose product is annotated as deoxyribonuclease 1 like 2. The record is from RefSeq and is a predicted model, not a curated record. Gene Ontology annotation, molecular function: DNA nuclease activity. The transcript has 6 exons. Lineage: Eukaryota; Metazoa; Chordata; Mammalia; Perissodactyla; Rhinocerotidae. Gene Ontology annotation, biological process: DNA catabolic process. Gene Ontology annotation, cellular component: nucleus. The coding region runs from base 740 to 1789 and encodes 349 amino acids.